AUGGACGUGGAUGAGCAAAAACCAGAUAUUGCUGCUUUGGGCGGCGGGCAUACCGGCGAAGAGAGUGAUUUUUACGAAGAGGAAAUGAAGCUUUUUGUCGAUUUUGAUAUAUGCUUGGAUUUGGAAGACCCCAAUCUACUCAUCAAAGUCAUAGGAAUUGAGUCGGAAAAUCCCAUCAUCCAGGUUAACGACGAGGUGUAUCGGGCCACGCCGGAUUUCGCGUUCGGAACGAACGUUUUCUUCGAAAAAGAUCCUCAGCGAACGGCGAUGCUGGAUCCUGUAUUCGAAAACAACAUAAAAGACAUGUACAAGUACGUGGACAAAACGGACAAGGUGUUUCGGAUGAAGCGAAUAUUUCUCACCGACAAGAGCAAAGAGAAGCAGGAACCUUCAGACCAGGAAAGUUCCAGCGAAGAGCAAAUCGAGGAUAAGAACAAAUACGAAGUCAACAUGACAUAUGAAGCAGCACUGAACCAGCACCUUCCUGAGGGUUGCAUGCCGCCUCGGCAUAUCGCUGGAAGGUUAAACGGCACGGCGUUGGUGAAAAAUCGCCAUGGAAGCGAUGUCGUCUUCGAAAAAGGCGAAUCAUCCAAGCACGGAUUGACUGAAUAG
Messenger RNA from Anopheles nili, 612 nucleotides. RefSeq lists its product as uncharacterized. The record is from RefSeq and is a predicted model, not a curated record. The transcript has a single exon. Gene Ontology annotation, biological process: transcription by RNA polymerase III. Lineage: Eukaryota; Metazoa; Arthropoda; Insecta; Diptera; Culicidae. Gene Ontology annotation, cellular component: transcription factor TFIIIC complex. The coding region runs from base 1 to 612 and encodes 203 amino acids.